This is a messenger RNA of Myotis daubentonii (Daubenton's bat), 497 nucleotides long. RefSeq names its product lymphocyte antigen 6 family member K (gene LY6K). The record is from RefSeq and is a predicted model, not a curated record. Gene Ontology annotation, cellular component: acrosomal vesicle. Lineage: Eukaryota; Metazoa; Chordata; Mammalia; Chiroptera; Vespertilionidae. Gene Ontology annotation, biological process: binding of sperm to zona pellucida.
CUCCGCCAGGGCCGGCGCCGCUGGAGAUGACGGUCCUCCUCACCUUCCUCCUGGCCCUGGGCCUGCCGCGAGCGGAGACCAACGCCACCGGGACUGGGCGGCAAGGCGUGCUGCAGUGCCACUCGUGCGAGGAGUUCUACACGCUGAGCUGCGCUAAGGCCACCGAGUGCGAGCCCGGCAACAUGUUCUGCGUCACCGUUGUCGUGAGAAUGCUUGUCCGUUUCUUCUACGUGUCCAGGCAGUGCACGGAGUACUGUCCGGUCAUCAAGGCGAUCGACCUGCUGCCGUACAAGUCUUACGUCCUCCUCAAGCCGACGCCUUUCCUCUACGCCUCGUGCUGCCGGACGCCGCUGUGCAACACGGACAGCCCGACCAUCAACGAGACGGAGUGGCAGUACUACCGGGAGGCGGGGGGCGCCGGCGCGCUGCGCAGCGGCGGGGCCGGGCUGGUGCUGCUGCUGGCCCUCGCCGCGCCCCUGGGCCUCAGACCGUCCUGA